UAAAUCGAUCGCUAAUAUUAUAAAGAAAAGAAAAGAAAGACAACAGGAGAACAACCACCUAAACAAGCGAUCCAUGGAGCCAUUGUACAUUUUAAUCAAGAAGACUCAACGACUUCUCCUCUCCACUCAGAAAGCGGAACUCCACUCUUAUCUCAAUCAUUUUUUCCUAUCAAACACUUCUCCCCUCACUCAAAAAGAAAAUGGCCGAAGCUUUUGCAGCCGAGAUUGCAAAAUCCCUUCUAUGGAAGUUAGGCUCUUUUGCUGUUCAAGAAUUUCGUUUGGCAUGGGGACUUGAAGCUGACAUUGCUGGUCUUGAAAAGAGAUUGAAAGCCAUCAACGCGGUGCUGUCCGAUGCUGAGCAGAAACAAUCAAAGAAUGAGAGGAUUCGGUUCUGGCUCAACGAUCUCACAGAAGUCUUGCAUGAUGCUGAGGACAUGCUGGACGAAAUAGAGUGCGAAACUUUGCGAAGAGAGGUGGUGAAAACUACAGGGAGCACCAGCAGAAAGGUACGACACUUCUUUUCAAGCUCUAAUAAGAUUGCAUUCCGUUUAAGAAUGGGUCAUAAGAUAAAGAAGAUCAUAGAAAGACUAGCUGAGAUUUCAUCUCUUAAGUCUGACUUCAACCUCAGCGAGCAGACUAUUGAUUGUGGUCAUGUCUUGCAUGAUGAAACAGAGAUCAACCGAUCCUUUGAGAGCUUUUCCGGUCUUAUCGGAAGAGAUAAAGAUACAGAGCGCAUCAUCAACCUUUUAAUAACACCUUUUAAGGUUGGUGAUGCACAUCCCUUUGUCCUUCCGAUAGUAGGAAUGGGAGGCUUGGGGAAGACAUCUCUUGCCAAAUCGGUGUGUGAUGCUGAAAAUGUAAAAAGUCAUUUUGAACUGAAGAUGGAGGCAUGUGUUUCAGAUGAUUUUUCCUUGAAACAUGUGAUACAAAAGAUUAUUAAAUCUGCAACUGGGGAAAGAUGUGCGGAUUUCAAUGAGGGUGAACUUGAAAAAAAACUAGAAGAAAUUUUGAAGGGUAGGAAAUACCUGCUUCUUUUGGAUGAUGUUUGGAAUGAUGAUGCUCAAAAAUGGUUGUUGUUGAAGCCUUUGUUAUCAAAAGGUGCUGAUGGAAGUAAGAUUAUAGUGACUACCCGUAGUCAGCGUGUUGCUGAGAUUAUGGGUACUGUUAAUACUGCGUACAACCUAAGUCUUCUUGGUCAAGAGGACUGUCUGUCGUUGUUUUACAAGUGUGCAUUCAAGGAAGGGCAAAUGGAGUUGUAUCCAAAUUUGGUUGGAAUUGGGAAAGAAAUAGUGGCCAAAUGCAAGCAAGUUCCUCUGGCAGUGAUUAACUUGGGGACUCAACUGUAUGGUAAAACUGAUGAAAAAGAGUGGGAAUCGGUGAGAGACAGUGAGAAGUGGGAAGAAGAGGGAGAUGGUAUUUUACCUGCCUUGAAAAUAAGUUAUCAAAGACUGCCGACACACCUGAAAAGAUGCUUUCUUUAUUGCUCCGUUUUUCCAAAAGAUUACCCAUUCUAUGAUAUCUCAUUGGUGCAUUUUUGGAUGGCACAGGGGCUCAUUCUCCCAUCAUCAAAUCCAAAUGAGAAGUUGGAAGAUGUUGGCUUGCGUUAUGUGCGCGAGUUGAUGUCAAGAUGUUUCUUCCAAGAUUAUGAGGAUUGGGAUUAUGUUGCUUUCUUUAAAAUGCAUGAUUUAAUGCAUGAACUUGCAUUAUCAUUGUCACAAAGUGAGUGUUCGAUCAUAGACUCUCAAAACCACCAAAUUUCCAAAACGACCCGUCAUUUGUCAGUUCUUGACUCUGAUUCAUUUUUUCAUAAAACUCUCCCCAAGUUUUCAAAUGAGUUCCACCAUGUGCGGUCAAUAGUCUUUGUAGAUAGUAUAAUGGGGCCUACAUGCAAAGCAGAUUUUAAGAAAUGUUUGUCAGAAUUUGAGCACUUGCGAUGUUUGGAAUUAAUGGAUGAUUCUGAAUUUGAGGUUUUCCCGGAGAGGAUUGGGGCCUUGAAACAUUUGAGAUAUCUCAAGUAUAGGUCCAACGCAAACAUGAAAAGACAACCAAAAUCUCUUUUCAAAUUACAAAAUUUGCAAGCUCUGGUUACAGGUUUUGGAUUAGAAGAGCUGCCCAAAGAUGUGAGGUACAUGAUCAGCCUUAAAUUUUUAAGUCUAGCUACUCAGCUGAAGCGGUUGCCAGAAGAAGGGAUUGGGCGUUUGGAGUGUCUUCAAACUUUAUUCAUUGUUGGUUGUGAAAAUCUAGAAAAUUUGUGCGAAGAUAUGCAAGGUCUUAAAAGUCUUCGGAAAUUGCUUAUUAGUAGUUGUGGAAGCUUGAUUUCUUUGCCACGAAGUAUCAAAUGCCUGACUACUCUCGAAGGAUUUUUUAUUAAUAACUGUAAAAAGCUUGAUUUAAUGACAAUAGAAGAAGAAAAAGAGAAAAAAAUUCAACCUCUUUCUCUCUCCCUUCGUAUUGUACUUUUUGCCAGCUUACCAGCAACUCUUGCUCUACCAGAACAGUUUCUUCAAGGAUCUGCAGAAUCUUUACAAACACUUAUCAUCACAGACUGUCCAAACAUUAGAGAAAUGCCAGAUUGCAUCGGCAAUUUAAAGAAACUUCAAAAUCUUGAGGUCAUUUAUUGUCCAAGUUUGAGCAAAAGGUGCCGAGAGGGAAGAGGAGAAGAUUGGCUCAAGAUCGCACAUAUCCCUAAAAUCAAGGUUGAUGAUGAUGACAGUGGUGAAGAAACAUCUGGUUAGGUUCAAGUGGAACUCCAUCAGAUUUAACCCGAGCAAAAGAACAAGACAAGGCAUGUCGCAUGAUAAAAUGCAAAGUUAACUAAUUCAUUCAGCAAUUUAAAUUUCUUUGAACUCAAUACAUCAUUUUGAAAUUCUAUGUUUGUCUAAUUUCUUCAGGUUUACUACUGUGAGGGUCCUGUCGGCUAAGAUCUUCCAACAACAGUUAGUCACUUACGAAGAUCAGCUUAAGGCUCGGAGUGUCUGCUUUGUGUAAUUUCCUUGGCUAGCUGUGUGUGUUGAUUUGUCAUUGAUAAAUUGAUAAACAUUUUGUUGUUCUGAAUUAUCUUAUUUAAAAUAUUGUGUGUGAUCAUUUAAAUAAUUAUGC
This is a messenger RNA of Populus nigra (black poplar), 3099 nucleotides long. Its product is annotated as putative disease resistance protein RGA3. The record is from RefSeq and is a predicted model, not a curated record. Gene Ontology annotation, molecular function: ADP binding. The coding region runs from base 201 to 2735 and encodes 844 amino acids. NCBI's taxonomy places the organism in Eukaryota, Viridiplantae, Streptophyta, Magnoliopsida, Malpighiales, Salicaceae. Gene Ontology annotation, biological process: defense response to other organism. The transcript is spliced from 2 exons.